UUACUCUCUAAUUCAAACGGCUUUCUCACGUUUGAAUUUGUUGGAUUGCCGGUAAGGCGGUAACUGCAGUUCAGAAAACUUGUUUCGAAAAUUCUUCUCCCUAUCAAUGAUUUCUUCUCAGUUAAUUGGAAUGGAAUCUUUUCGGGAGUUCAAAUCAUUUGCAACUGAAGAUUUUGUUCAUACUGAUAUUUCUAAAACGCACGAGGAGAGUCAACUACCAAAAGUUAAUAUAAAUGUCCCAGUUUUGCCUCCCACAAAAUUUCCCAGAAAUGAAGCUGCUCUUGCAUUUAUCCCAAUAAGGGAUAAUGAGAAAAUCACUGUUUGGAAACAGUUUCUGUUUAUACGGAGAACACAGGGUAUUUACCAAGCAUUUGAGUUAUUGUCACAAAUGGAUUUGAAUAAGUGUUCAGCAAACAAAAUGACAUGUGGACUAUUAAGUCUUUGGAAAACUUUAAAAGCAAUUCAGAGUGUUAUAGUGCCCAAUUCCAGUGUGUUGUCUAGUGUUAAUACUAUAGCUACAUUUUCACAUACAAAAGACUGGUCUACUAGCCCUGUAAGAUUUCUUGCCUGGCAUCCCCAUUGCAACAAGCUCGCAGUUGCUACUAGAGAUGAUACUGUACUUGUGUAUACCGGUUCUACGUCUACUCCAGUUGUCGUCCGUCAUUCAUCACAGAAAGACAUUUCAUCUUUAGCUUGGAGACCCCUGUGUUCGGCUCAGUUAGCUGUUGGUUGCGCUUUGGGAGUGGCUCUUUGGACGGUCGAUCCAGCUUCAUUAGGAACCCGACCGUCUGCCUCAUGCUUAACUCACUUGCCUCAUCCAACAUCAGUCAAUACCGUUUCCUGGGAUCCUCAGGGCAAAUAUUUGGCUUCCGGUAGUGCAAAAGAUUCUUCCUUGUACAUAUGGAAUGUUGAAAAUCGUGAAGCAACUUUACUCCAGAAAAUGCAUGGAGGCGGAUACACUUUUCUGACUUGGAACCCAACAGGUGACCGUCUUUUAGCAGGCACACCAGGAAACGUAUUCAAAAUUUGGGAAACCAGAACAUGGUCAGCCGAGAUCUGGGAUGUGAUGGACGGUCAUAUUCAGGCAGCGGCAUGGAGCCCGUGUGGAACGAAAGCAAUUUUUGCAGAUUCCGUUCACCCCAUACUUUAUUGUGUGGAUAAGAGCUCCUCAACAAAAGCCGCGACUGUGGUAGCUGACUUCACAGAAACUCAGUCUUUAACAGAAGAAACUGAGAGAUUCGGUGGUCUGGUACAAGAUCUUGUGUGGGAUUCCCGAGGAGAAAGAUUGGCUGUCAUUUUUCGAACUUCAGAUUAUGUGGCCCUAUUCCGCACCCGAUAUUCGCCAACUUUGAGUUUGUUUCCAUGUGGCGUGAUGAAAGGAGAACUUGAUGAAGUGGCAACUACGAUUCAAUUUAAACCUGAUUUUGAAAAUGGAGCCCUUCUAACUGUGGGUUGGUCCUCCGGUCGAAUUCAACAUGUGCCUUUUUCUUUUCUUCCUCAACACCUUGAGACCUAAAUUCAACCGUAAUUUUCCCAUAUUCUUAUCGGCAAACCUUUCGUGAAACCAUGAUAAUUUACUAGUACAUGCUAUCUCAAAUAAAUAACAAAAUAUAAAUGUUUUGUCAAAA
Molecule: messenger RNA, 1628 nt
Organism: Daphnia pulicaria
Lineage: Eukaryota; Metazoa; Arthropoda; Branchiopoda; Diplostraca; Daphniidae
Product: aladin-like
Exons: 11
Coding region: 107-1516 (469 amino acids)
Biological process (GO): nucleocytoplasmic transport
Cellular component (GO): nuclear pore
Molecular function (GO): protein binding
Source: RefSeq, a predicted model, not a curated record